AUGAGUCACAACUACAAUUUGUAAACUAUCUUUUCUAAUAGAAGCAUAUUUUCAGAUAAAAAUAAAACUUAAACCAACUCAUUGGAUAGUAUUUCACCUAUACCCUAAAGGACUCAUCAGUUUUUCAUGUAAUCAGAAGCUGAUUGUUAAUCAAAAUAAUAAUUAAAAAGUGAUGAAACUCUACUGAAAUCUAACAUGUCUUCAGGAAUAAAUUACUCAAAUACAGACAUACAAGAUGAUAAUACUCAAGAAACUGUAUAUCCUAUUAAUACCUUAAACGCUAAAAGUUUUUCUCAAUUCUCAGAAAAUGAAGACACGGAUAUCAAACUUGAUAUAAAUUUUUUAAACAUAUCAAUCCCAUAAUAGAAGUAGAACUAAGAUUCAAGUUUCUGCUUAAAUCAGUAAUAAAAUAGAUAAAGUAAUGAUUAUUUUGAAGAAACAUCCCAAAUUUAAUCUAACACACUUCUUAAUGAUAAUGAAUCUGAAUUUGAGAGCUUAAAAAUUUCAUCUUAUCAAAAUACUGAAAGAACUGAAGUCAGUAGCAUUAAAAGCGCUUCACAAAAAAGAGUCACUUUUAACGAGCAAAUUGAAAAAAAAGUUUUUUAGAAAGAUGAUAUAAAUGGGCUACAGUAAAAGAUUUAAAUAUUAUUAAGAAAAUAUGAAGUUGAAAACAGAUAAUUGGAAUCUAAUUAUUUGUUUGGCUAAAGUCAUGGUAAAUAAACAAGAAAAACCAUUUUGAAAGCAUCUAAAUCUUGGGAAUAAACAUCAGAAUAUAAUUAAUCAGAUGAAUAAUCAUAUGAUUCAUUUGAAACAAUCCAAUUUGAUAUGGAUUUUUGCUAAAUAAUAAACGAAGAAAUUAUAUAGCAAUUACUUUAAAGUGAUAGUCCAAAUAAAAAUUAAAAUUAUUUUUUUAGCGAAUUAGUAGGCAAAAACAUCUAUCACGAAUGA
Molecule: messenger RNA, 948 nt
Organism: Tetrahymena thermophila SB210
Lineage: Eukaryota; Ciliophora; Oligohymenophorea; Hymenostomatida; Tetrahymenidae
Exons: 9
Source: RefSeq, a predicted model, not a curated record